This is a messenger RNA of Xyrauchen texanus (razorback sucker), 2609 nucleotides long. RefSeq names its product centromere/kinetochore protein zw10 homolog. Gene Ontology annotation, cellular component: RZZ complex; chromosome, centromeric region; nucleus. Lineage: Eukaryota; Metazoa; Chordata; Actinopteri; Cypriniformes; Catostomidae. Bases 92 to 2404 code for a protein of 770 amino acids. The record is from RefSeq and is a predicted model, not a curated record. Gene Ontology annotation, biological process: mitotic spindle assembly checkpoint signaling; endoplasmic reticulum to Golgi vesicle-mediated transport; mitotic cell cycle. The transcript is spliced from 16 exons.
AUUCCUCGCGCGCGGAAUGGCGGGCAGUGGCAUGAGGUGUUGAACAAGCCUUCUUUCAUCUGACUGGCCGUUAUACCAAAGUCCAGUCGUCAUGUCUUCGUUUGUGACAGAAGUGCUCGCCAGCUCAGGUAAACUGGAGAAAGAUGACCUCGCUUGCAAAAUCUCCAAACUGUCACGGAAAGUGGAAGAAACAAAGGAAGAGGUCACUGACAUGAUAAAUAAAAAAUACAAUGAGUUUGUACCCAGUAUGGAGGCAGCAGAGGAGCUUGUGGACCAAGUUGAAUCAGUUUCCAAAGACAUUGAUUUAUUAAAAAGCUGUAUUGAGAAUGAGGUUCAGCAGAACCUUCAUGAUGCCGUAACAGAGUACACCAAGCUUAAACAGCAGUUAGAGAAGAACACUGCAGUCAUAUGCAUGCUUCGGCAUCUGCAAGAGUUUGACACUGCAAUGGAGGAAUAUCAUAGGGCCUUGCUGGAAAAGAAGUAUAUGGUUGCAGCCAAGCAGCAUGAAAUAGCACGAGCUAGUGUUGAUGCCCUACAAACCUGGAAAGAUACAGAGUUGCCUUUACUUCGGGCCCUCAGCUCAGAGAUCACCAUACAGAAAGAGAAUCUCAUCUAUCACCUUGGAGAGGAGUGGCAGAAACUGACUGUAUGGAAACUUCCUUCCACCAAAGAGCUCACUAGCAUGAAACAUUUUCUGACGACAGCAGUUCAUUUGAACAAAGGAGGAUCUAAAGCGGAUGAAUCUGUUCCACAUCCUCUUCUCCCCAGUAUACUUCAGGCCCUGUCGGUUCAAGGAGAACUCCAUAAAAAGAUUAAACUGUUUGGGCAGGUGUUGUUGAAGUACAUGCUGAAGCCUCUAAUCCUAUACCCCUCUUUGGUGGUGGAAGUAAGCAGUCAACCUGAGCAGGGCACAGUUCUGAGCCUACAGUGUGAGGAGAGCAAUUCAGAGCAUCCAGACCCCAACCAGGUUUACGCCAAAGUGCUCACUGUGCUUAAGACGCUGCAUAAACACCUUUUUGAUGUGUCUGUAGGUGAAAAGAAAGUGUCUGAGAUAUUAGGAGACUUGAUAUGGGAGGAGAUGUCAGAAUGCAUCAUUCGAGAAUGCUUGGUUCAUUCCAUACCGGUCAACAGUAUUCAGCUAGCUGAGUAUAGCGCGGUUAUUAAACAGACUGAGGAUUUUGAGAGCAGUCUGAAAGAGAUGGGCUACAUCGCAGGGGACUCGACGGACCUCUUGAAAUAUGCCAGGAAUGUCAACUGUCACUUCGCAAGCAAAAAAUGCCAAGAUGUCGUCGUGGCUGCACGGAAACUUAUGACAUCAGAGAUGCACAACACAGUGAAAAUCACUCCAGAGUAUAAACUCUCUGUUCCAAAACUACAGAGUCUAGGUGGAGGAGAGAAAGAGAGGAAGGAGGUGGUUAAGAAAGGUGGACAUUAUGAUUGGCAGACCCUGGAGAAUGAGAAGCUGUUGGGGCAGCGGACUCUUUGCCUGCCUGAGUGUCGCAUUAGUGAGUCAGUGCAGCAGCUAAUGGUCUUGGCAAUACAAACUCUAUCUGAGGCAGUUGGCAGCUCUCCCCAGUGUGCAGUCCAGCUUUUCUACACGGUCCGAAAUAUUUUUCAUCUGUUCUAUGAUGUUGUGCCUACAUAUCACAAGGAGAACUUUCUGAAGUUGCCUCACUUGGCUGCAGUCCAACACAAUAACUGCAUGUUCAUUGCCCACCACCUUCUGACCUUGGGUCACCAGUUCAAACCUCACCUUCCAUUGAAAGAUGGAGUGUCUUAUUUUGUAGACUUGGUCCCAGGCUUCAGAAGACUGGGUGCUCGAUGCUUUGUGGCCCAAAUGAACGUACAAAAAGCAGAGAUGUUGGAAAGACUGUCCACUGCCCGUAACUUCUCCAACUUGGAUGAUGAAGACAAUUACUCUGUAGCCAGCAAGGCAGUCAGACAAGUAAUUCAUCAGCUGAGGAGGUUGGGGAAAGUUUGGCAAGAAGUUUUGCCUGUGAACGUAUACUGCAAAGCCAUGGGGACUCUGCUCAAUACUGCAAUAUCAGAGCUGAUUAAUAAGAUUAUGAUAUUGGAGGACAUCUCAAAUGUGGACGGUGAGCGCCUGCGUACACUGUGUCAAACCGUCAUAGAGGAGGGGCCACUGGUCUUCAACCCAUUGCCAGAUGAAAACAAGAACAAAAAAUAUCAAGAAGAGGUUCCAGUCUACGUUAAGAAGUGGAUGACCUUAAAAGAGCUCUCCAUUGUGCUGAAUGCUAGUCUGCAGGAGAUAGUGGACAGAUGGGCGGAGGGCAAGGGGCCUCUGGCAGUGGAGUUCUCCUCUAAUGAGAUGAAGAGUCUCAUUCGUGCCCUGUUCAAGAACACAGAGAGGCGGGCAGCAGCCCUCAAUAAAAUCGUCAAAUAGACAGCCUAAACACCAGUGCACUUCCAAUUUAACAUGUCGCCACAUGGGGCUUUUCCUUACAUAUACUGUGUUAUCUAUUUCUAUUUUGCUGAAAAAUGCAUUACAACAAUGCUGUUCUAAGCACAUGCAUAUUGUCUUAUUAAUGUAUUAUAAAGCUUGCUGUAAAUAAAUUAAAACAUUCCUCAAUAAAAUACCUCAUAAUUUU